CAUUAUUUUUCUCUAACAUAUUUUAUAUUUAGCAUAUAAAUAUAAUAUUUUCAUGAAAUUGUGUUGUUUUAAUUAAUUUUCUUCAUUCUAGUGAAUUAUUGUCAUACUUUUCCUCUUGCGUAAUGUGAGAAUACGUGUGAAUGUUAAUAUAUUAGUUGGAGUUAUGAAGAGAAAUCAUUACCCAUGGAUAACCGUGGAUACCCGAAACCCGAACGGGUAUGGACAUGGUUUUAAUUUUCUACCCGUUUCAUAUGUGGGUAUGGGUAUGGGUAAAACCCGAACUACUUUGGGUAGGUUAACGGAUAUGCACUAUCCGUCCCCGACCCGACCCAUUGCCAUCCCUAGGCAGGACUAAAAGGAAGGGUGGAAUUUCAUUUCACUAAGAAGGGCCGGAGUCCACAGAUACAGACCCAUUAUUUAUUGGGCUUCCAAUUACCUGACUCAUUGAAAGCCCAUGAAAAGUAGCCCAUCCCACUUCCAUAGGCCCAGCCGUAUUUGAGAUAUAUGCAUGGUCUCGUGACCGGCGACCUAACCGUCACAAGAAAGUGAAACGGGCGGGAAAGAAAACGACCGUCGAUAAGGUGAAUCAUGGGCGAGGAGGAACAGGUUGCCAGCUAGCAGGCAGGGCAUGGCCCAAGAAGAGAGGCACCAUCCAGUGGACUGGACGUGCCGUCGCUUAUGGGCCUCUCGCUCAAGAUAAGAGAUGGGCCCACAAGCCCCUAUCGCCACCACCUCUCUAUCCUCUCGUAAUCCUCUUUCCUUAUUUCACCAACCAAUCAUAUGCUUACAAAUAUACGUUACCCGCUUACGUCACCUCCCUCCAAAAAUAAAGAAUAAAACAAAAACAAAAAAAUAUCCACACACCGUUUCGUUUCCCCAAAAUUCUGAUCAGGUACUCCCCGUUCCAGCAUAUCUGCAGACUCCAGGGCCCACUUCCCUAUUCCACGUUCUUCUUCUACGUCUAGUCCACUACCGGUAAAAGACGAAUUCUCGCUGAUUUUAGGGUGGAGAUGAAAAUCUGUAUCGUAGUUACCAUGGGCCCUCACGUAUAGGAUAGCCACUAAAAACAGUAUCAUCAUCGUCAUAGCUCAUAAGAGAGCUUAUGGCUUAUGCUUAACACGCACAUUUCCUCUCUGCAAAUUCUCCAGUUCCGAUUACGGCAAUGGAGUCGCGAGUGCUAUCACGCACAGCCGCUCUCCCUCAGCUCCGGAGGCUCCCGCGGGAGAGCGGCGGCAGUGGCUCCUUUUCGUCCGGCUUCCUCUCGAUGAAGGCGAUCAGCGGCGGAGUCGGCGCCGCCAAUCUCAUCUGCGGGAGGCAGCUCCGGCCGUUCCUGCUCCUCGAGGCCAAACGCGAUAUGGCUCUGAAACCUGUUUUCGCCGCCGCAUCCUCGUCUCCGGCCGAGGGAAGUGAUUCCGCCGGGGCAAAGGUUGGCUUCCUCGACAAGUACCCGUUCCUCAUUACCGGGUUCUUCUUCUUCAUGUGGUACUUCUUGAACGUCAUUUUCAACAUCAUGAACAAGAAGAUCUACAAUUACUUCCCCUACCCAUACUUCGUGUCGGUAAUUCACUUGGCGGUGGGAGUCGUGUACUGUCUGAUCAGCUGGGCCGUGGGCCUUCCUAAGCGAGCUCCAAUAGACGGCAACCUGCUGAAGCUGCUGAUUCCAGUAGCGUUAUGCCAUGCUCUAGGACAUGUGACCAGCAACGUCUCCUUUGCAGCAGUUGCUGUCUCCUUCACCCACACCAUCAAAGCUCUUGAACCGUUCUUCAAUGCGGCUGCUUCACAGUUCAUACUCGGGCAGUCGAUCCCCAUAUCGCUGUGGCUGUCUCUUGCCCCUGUUGUCCUUGGUGUGUCGAUGGCUUCACUGACUGAGCUUUCAUUCAACUGGCUGGGGUUCAUCAGCGCCAUGAUCUCCAACAUUUCCUUCACUUACAGAAGCCUUUACUCCAAGAAGGCUAUGACGGAUAUGGACAGCACUAAUGUGUAUGCGUACAUCUCCAUAAUUGCUCUGAUUGUCUGCAUUCCACCAGCCAUUUUCGUUGAGGGACCUCAGCUAAUGAAGUAUGGCUUCAACGACGCAAUCGCCAAAGUUGGAAUGACCAAGUUCGUGACGGACCUCUUCUGGGUGGGACUCUUCUAUCACCUCUACAAUCAGCUGGCCACUAAUACUCUGGAGAGGGUUGCACCGCUGACACAUGCUGUUGGCAAUGUGCUGAAACGUGUGUUCGUCAUUGGCUUCUCCAUCAUUGUCUUCGGCAACAAAAUCUCAACACAAACUGGGAUUGGAACGUGCAUUGCCAUUGCUGGAGUGGCGAUCUACUCGUUGCUCAAGGCCAAGAUAGAGGAGGAGAAACGGCAAAAGAAAGCCGCAUGAGGAAGAAGGAAGCUACGGUUGAUGCGGGAGGAAGCCUGAUCAUCGGCGUGUAAAGUCUUUCAGAUAUAUUAUCUGCUGCUAUAUAUUAUUCUGGGUACUGAACAGAACUUUGAGAAGAACGAAGUAUCCUGUUGUGAUCAAGAUGUUCUUUGUCAUCUUCAUUUUUUCCUUCUUCUCGCCCUUUUUUUUCACCUCAUGCAUCAUUGUUCUUUGAUUCGGAGUAGACGACAAUUUGCAAAUAUGCAAACUCUCAAGUUCUUGUUGACUUGAAAUAAUGUGACUUUCCUUUGUACCUUUCUGGUUAACAGAGCAUAUACAUAUACAUCAUGUCACUAGUGCCGUACUUGUUGGAGUUUCCAUUUGCAUGGAGCAAGUAAGAGUCGACCUGACCCGUCCAACCUGACAUGUUUGGCGCGGGCAGGUAUGUGUACUGUUCUUGAUCUGACCCGUCUCAUUCUGGAUCCGUUAUUGUAUAAAUUAUUUGUAAUUUUAUAGAAAUUAUUUACGAAUUUACUUUUAUUAUAUAAUAUUUUAGCUAUAAUAAAGUGUAAGUAGAUGAGAACCUCAAUUUCUUGAAUAAUUUAACGACAUUUAUCAUGUUAUAGUUUGUUUAUGAAAUGUUUAAUGAAAAAAAAACAAUGUAUCAAGUGUUUUACCGUUACAAUACAUACUCGUAUAAGUCGACCUGAUCCGAUACGCGCCCUAAGACAAUAUACGUACCCAACCUACCACGGGGCGGGUAUGAGUAUUGAGAUACCCAAGCCGACUUGCCACAUUGCCAUUUCUAGUCGCUAGACUUGAGGAGUCGGUGGCGUAAGCUUAUUGGUUAGCUCGGACGUGUUGGGUCCAUAAAUUUAAAGGCAGAAAGGCCUGCUCAAACCAUGAUGGAGUUGGUAAUUAAGGUGACCACUUAAUUUCACACAAAUAAUAAACAGUGAUAGAAAAUGUUAUAUUUUCUUAGGUUUUAACGAAACUAAGGUCAAGAAGGGUUAUAUGGUUCUGAAGGUUGAUAUGGAGAAGGCAUAAGAUAGAGUAAAGUCGCCCUUCCUACUCGCGAUUUUAGAAAAAAUGGUCUUCGAUUCGAGAUGGAUAAGGUGGAUCAAGGAAUGUUUGACUUAAUUGUCUUUCUCAGUCCUUAUGAAUGGCACCUCAUUUGGAUUCUUCCAUGUAUUCUUCGUAGACGAUUCAUAUAUGUUCCUCAGAGGAUCGGUGCAAGAAUGUGAGAAUCUGAUUGAGGUCCUUAAUGAAUAUGAGGAAUUAAGUGGCCAAAGGAUCAACUUAGCUAAUCAAGACAUCAUUGCCCAUAUUCUUGGUGUGGGGGCGGUAGGGGUGCAACAUAAAUAUCUUUGUCUCCCCGCCAUGAUUGAGCAAUCUAAAAUGUCUAUGUUUAUCCCUCUGUAAGAUUUUGGUUAAACAUGCGGUCGGAUUUUGGUGGGGGGGGGGGGGGUGUCAUUCCCGUAUCUGGUGGAUGUCUUGGAGAAACUUGGGUCGAAGUAAACAUGAUGGGGGCUGGGGUUUCGUCAUUUCGAACACAUUUAAUCAGGACCUCUUGGCCCAAAAUUAGGUGGUGAAUCCUCGACGAACCCAAUCCCUACUGCGCAUUCCUGACCUUCUUGAGGCUAACAGAGUAUUCUGCAUGGUCUCCAUUUACUUCUUCAAGGGUUGUGUUGCCAGAUUGGGAAUGGACGAAGUGCCUCCAUCCGGAAUUCCAUAUGGAUUCCUAGUUUACAUCUGAAUGCCCCGCUUUGUCACCAACAAGUGAUAAUGGAGGUGAGUGACCCGAAGGAGGUAGAACUAAUGGAUCAAGAGGCAGGACAAUGGAGUGAUGAGCGACUGACACAUAUGUUCCUGCCAGACGUUUUCUGAGCCAUUAAAGCGAUCCCGCUGUC
Messenger RNA from Linum trigynum, 4260 nucleotides. NCBI's taxonomy places the organism in Eukaryota, Viridiplantae, Streptophyta, Magnoliopsida, Malpighiales, Linaceae. The record is from the annotation of a GenBank genome assembly.